Molecule: messenger RNA, 1028 nt
Organism: Gavia stellata (red-throated loon)
Lineage: Eukaryota; Metazoa; Chordata; Aves; Gaviiformes; Gaviidae
Gene: HAX1
Product: HCLS1 associated protein X-1
Exons: 8
Coding region: 4-855 (283 amino acids)
Biological process (GO): negative regulation of apoptotic process; regulation of actin filament polymerization
Cellular component (GO): mitochondrion; apical plasma membrane; sarcoplasmic reticulum
Source: RefSeq, a predicted model, not a curated record
GCCAUGAGCUUUUACGACGCGUUUCGCGGCUUCUUCGGGUUCCCGGGGCGGCGCAGGCCCCGGGACCCGCUCUUCGGCGGCGCGGCGUGGGACGAGGAGGAGGAGGAGGAUGAUGACGGCCCGUCCCUGGCGCAGCCCCCCCAGGACUUCGCCUUCGGCUUCGGCUUCAGCCCCGGCGGGUCCCGCGGUGCCUUCGAGGAGCUGUUCCGGGACGUGGGCGAGCUCCUGGGUGUCUUCGGGGGGGCCUGGGCCGGGCCCCCGCAGCCCUUCGAGCCCCCCCUGCCCGCCCCCGGCGAGGGCAACGCGAGGCGACCGCUGCGGGACUCCAUGCUGAAGGAGCCGGACAGCCCCGCUCCCAGCGCGUCCCCGGGAGGCCCCGGGUGCGCCAGUGACCCGGCCCGGCCCUGGAGGCCCUUCCUGGGGCUGGAAGAUGCUCCCGUGGCUCCUCCUGGCCCCAAGGAAGACCAAGACCUGGACUCCCAGGUCUCCUCCGCGGGGUUGGGGACCAUCCUGAGACCUGACGAGCCCAAGUCCCACUCUUACUUCCAGAGCGUCUCCGUCACCAAAGUGACUCUCCCUGAUGGGGCGGUGGAGGAGCGCCGGACCGUGCAGGACAGCCAGGGCCACCGGGAGACGACGGUGACCCGCCGGAGGGGGGACCAGGCCUUCAUCACCACCACCAAGGAGGACGGGCAGAGCAAGGACUACCGGGAGGAGGUGGUCAACAUGGAUGACCGGGAGCUGGCGCAGUUUGCAGGCACGUGGCCGCGGCAAGACGAGCUCCGCGCUCCCAACCUGAGUGAUGCCUCGUCUGCGCUAGGCAGCUUCUUCCGACGCUGGUUCUCGAGCUGGUAGCUGUGCCCCUGCCCCGGCUGAGCACCCCAUGGAUCAGAUCCUGCUGGAAGCUGAUGCCUGGGCUGGGGUCUGCCUGCCUCCUGGGGCGCUGCGGAGCUGUGGGGACCCCCGUGGGGGCCGAGUGUGUGUGUGCGCGUGUGUACAGAGCAAUAAAGUCUAUUUAUGCUAACAGC